GGAUUUUAUUAUAUAUAUCUAGAUCUAGAGGCUAAAGAUCUAACUACUUUUAGAACUUACUAUAGCAUUUUUAAGUAUAAGAUUAUAUCUUUUAGGUUAAUAAAUAGUCCUGCCACCUUCUAUAUAUUUAUAGACUGUUUAGAUAAGUUUAUAAUAAUAUAUAUAAAUAAUCUACUUAUCUAUAGUAAAAAUAAGGCUAAAUACUAA
Penicilliopsis zonata CBS 506.65 is the source of this 207-nucleotide messenger RNA. RefSeq lists its product as hypothetical. The annotation marks the transcript as partial. Lineage: Eukaryota; Fungi; Ascomycota; Eurotiomycetes; Eurotiales; Aspergillaceae. The transcript is spliced from 2 exons. The record is from RefSeq and is a predicted model, not a curated record.